Molecule: messenger RNA, 1629 nt
Organism: Postia placenta MAD-698-R-SB12
Lineage: Eukaryota; Fungi; Basidiomycota; Agaricomycetes; Polyporales; Adustoporiaceae
Exons: 5
Coding region: 1-1629 (542 amino acids)
Source: RefSeq, a predicted model, not a curated record
AUGUCCCACAUUAUUGCCCACCUCACAUUCCGUCUGAGGAAUGCUCUGUUGUGCUCGGAUCCGCAUCUGGACCAACAAACGCUCUUCGUUGUUAUCGACCGGCCUGCCAGCCUCAAAGCAUCGUACGACGUCGGUAAUCGCGCCUCUAUGCCUUCGGUACCUCCCAUCAGGAUACGAGCUCCGGCAAUUGCAUCUGCUUUGUCCAACUCCAAAGGUUGCACGCACAUAUACCUCGACCCAACGACCUAUAUACCCGUCGUCAACACCUUGGGGCAGGUGGCGACGAUAGCAGACCCACUUAGCCCAGUCCUAGUGCGCAAGGACCGAUCCCUGGUGUUCUGGCAGUAUGAGCAUCACUCCAUCGCGCAAGAUGUCGCAGAAACGUACCACAAGCUCAGGCACUAUGCUCGCACGUACGACUGCGACAAGGUGACGCCACGAUCCACUUCGCCAUAUACCCCUUUGGACGUAGGCGAACGGUAUGCUACCGGCUCUCACACAAGGGCAGCCCGGAGACAGCAACACGGACCAGGUUACACAAGCGGGACUACGCGGGGAUACAACCCCUCGUUCGCCGGCAACUCGGCGACCACAGUCCCACUCACGGUCUGGACGCUUCCGGUCGCGGUUACACCAGGGCCUGCUAGGGGAAGGAAGCGUCAGCACAGUCAACUGUCCAUCUCGACCAUUGACGCACCCACCGCCCCACCACUCGCAGACAGAGGGAUGCUCCCACUCCCACGGCGGUCGGCAUAUUCCUCUGCUCGACUCCCCAUCCAAACGACUCACAGUCUUGCCGAGACUGUGAUGUCAUCACAUGUAGCUGGUUCUGGCCCACACAUAGUGGAACAGAACACAACUCCAAACAGGUACGGCAUUGGUUACUCGAGCAACAACACCACAAGCGUGUCGAGCUCAGUAUCCGCACAACACAUAACACAGUUCGACAAUGAGACUGUCGCGGUCGACGACGGCAGUCCACAUCGAACCAAGCGCUCACGGACAUCCGCCUCCGUGACGCCCUUCUCGACUCUAUUCCGCUCCGCCACACUUCUUGCCACUUCACCGACUUCGACUUCGCCUCCCACUAUCCCAUCUGGGGCGUGGAAACCAGCUCCGCGCCCAGACAAGGGCAAGCAAAGAGCCAUGCCUCGCGAAGACGAGUCGAACACCAGCUCUCUCAGUCCUUCCCUUCGCCGAAAGCCGCAGCACGUCCAGCCCUCGCGAGGGCGCAAGCGCAAGACACGCCACGACGAUGACGCAGACACAAGUGGCCCCUCCCACAAGCGCAUCGCUGUUUCCCUCUCCUACACAGAGAGCAGCGCCUCUCCGACGCCCUCACAGGAGAGCGCUGCUUCUCCGGCGGCCUCACAGGGGAGUGCCGCUUCUUCGACGUCCUCGCAGGGGAGCAUUGCCGACGACCUGAUGUGCUCAGCAUGCUCUAAAACCUUCGGGCGGAAAGACACUAAGACACGACAUCUGAAGAGGGUUCUGUCAUGCCCCCUCUCUCAGAAGCUAACAGUACCCUGCCCUCACUGCGGGACGCACUUGACGCGGGACUUGCCACGGCACCACUGUGACGAAAAGAAGGCGUACAUGGAGCACCAAUUGCAGCACAAGCGAGCGUGA